GGCUCCCGCGUACCGAGAUUUUUUUCCGAGCAGAAAAAAGCUCCAGAGCUCUCCUGACCUCCUUUCUCCUCAGCGGCGAGCGAAGCUCUCCCUCGGCGCUGCCGGCCGCGCCAUGCCGUGCUCGCGGGGACGGGAGCAGGGGCGCUGCGGCUGCCCCGCGGGGAGGGCUCGCGGCGAAGCCGGGAUUUCGGCCCGAGUGCCGGGGCUGCGGCAGCGGUGGGGAGGUCCCCCUCCUCCGACCCCAAGACCUUUACUUUUUUCUCUUUUAAUGGGAUGCUCUAUUUCUUCUCCUUUCUCUCUCCCAGGCCAGAACUGCACGUUCCAACUGCAGGGUCCCAAUGGGACAGUUGAGAGCCCAGGGUUCCCGUACGGCUACCCCAACUAUGCCAACUGCACGUGGACCAUCACUGCGGAGGACCAGCACAGGAUCCAGCUCGUCUUCCAGUCCUUCGCUCUGGAAGAGGACUUCGAUGUCCUGUCGGUGUUUGAUGGCCCACCCCAACCAGAGAACCUGCGAACCAGGCUCACAGGCUUUCAGCUGCCAGCCACCAUUGUCAGCGUGGCCACUACCCUCUCUCUGCGCCUCGUCAGUGACUACGCGGUCAGUGCUCAGGGCUUCCAUGCCAGCUAUGAAGUGCUCCCCAGUCACACGUGUGGGAACCCCGGACGGCUGCCCAAUGGCGUCCAGCAGGGCUCAACCUUCAACCUGGGCGACAAGGUACGCUACAGCUGCAACCCCGGCUUCUUCCUGGAGGGCCACGCCGUGCUCACCUGCCACGCUGGCUCAGAGAACAGUGCCACGUGGGAUUUCCCCCUGCCCUCCUGCAGAGCGGACGAUGCCUGUGGCGGUACCCUGCGGGGCCAGAGCGGCAUCAUCUCCAGCCCCCACUUUCCCUCGGAGUAUCAUAACAAUGCUGAUUGCACGUGGACCAUCCUGGCCGAGCUGGGAGACACCAUUGCUUUGGUCUUCAUUGACUUCCAGCUGGAGGAUGGUUACGACUUUCUGGAAGUCACGGGGACCGAAGGCUCCUCCCUCUGGUUCACCGGAGCCAGCCUCCCAGCCCCUGUCAUCAGCAGCAAGAAUUGGCUGAGGCUGCACUUUACCUCAGAUGGCAACCACCGGCAGCGGGGCUUCAGCGCCCAGUACCAAGUCAAGAAGCAAAUCGAGUUGAAGUCUCGAGGCGUGAAGCUGAUGCCCAGCAAAGAUAACAGCCAGAAGACAUCUGUGUUAACUCAGGUUGGUGUGUCCCAAGGGCAUAAUAUGUGUCCAGACCCUGGCAUACCUGAAAGGGGCAAAAGACUAGGCUCGGAUUUCAGGUUAGGAUCCAGCGUCCAGUUCACCUGCAACGAGGGCUAUGACUUGCAAGGGUCCAAGCGGAUCACCUGUAUGAAAGUGAGCGACAUGUUUGCGGCCUGGAGCGACCACAGGCCUGUCUGCCGAGCCCGCAUGUGUGAUGCCCACCUUCGAGGCCCCUCAGGCAUCAUCACCUCCCCCAAUUUCCCCAUUCAGUAUGACAACAACGCACACUGUGUGUGGAUCAUCACAGCGCUCAACCCCGCCAAGGUGAUCAAGUUGGCCUUCGAGGAGUUUGACUUGGAGAGGGGCUAUGACACCCUGACGGUCGGGGAUGGUGGGCAGGAUGGGGACCAGAAAACGGUUCUCUACAUCCUGACAGGUACAUCGGUCCCGGAUCUCAUUGUCAGCACCAACCAUCAAAUGUGGCUCCUCUUCCAGACUGAUGGCAGCGGCAGCUCCCUGGGAUUCAAGGCUUCUUACGAAGAGAUCGAGCAGGGCAGCUGCGGUGAUCCUGGUGUACCUGCCUAUGGCCAGAGGGAAGGCUCCCGCUUUCACCACGGUGACACUCUCAAGUUUGAGUGCCAGCCUGCCUUUGAGCUGGUGGGGCAGAAGGCAAUCACGUGCCAAAAGAAUAACCAGUGGUCGGCUAAGAAGCCAGGCUGCGUGUUUUCCUGCUUCUUCAACUUCACCAGUCCCUCUGGGGUCGUCCUUUCUCCCAACUACCCGGAGGACUAUGGCAACCACCUGCACUGUGUCUGGCUCAUCCUGGCCCGGCCGGAGAGCCGCAUCCACCUGGCCUUCAACGACAUUGAUGUGGAGCCUCAAUUUGACUUCCUCGUCAUCAAGGAUGGGGCCACCGCCGAGGCCCCAGUCCUAGGCACCUUCUCAGGAAACCAGCUUCCUUCUUCCAUCACCAGCAGUGGCCACGUGGCCCGUCUCGAGUUCCAGACUGACCACUCCACAGGGAAGAGAGGCUUCAACAUCACCUUUACCACUUUCCGACACAACGAGUGCCCAGACCCCGGCGUUCCCGUAAAUGGCAAACGGUUUGGUGACAGCCUCCAGCUGGGAAGUUCCAUCUCCUUCCUCUGUGACGAAGGCUUCCUUGGGACUCAGGGCUCAGAGACCAUCACCUGCAUCCUGAAGGAGGGCAGCGUGGUCUGGAACAGCGCGGUGCUGCGGUGUGAAGCUCCCUGCGGUGGUCAUCUGACUUCACCUAGUGGCACCAUCCUGUCUCCAGGCUGGCCUGGCUUCUACAAAGAUGCCCUGAGCUGUGCCUGGGUGAUUGAAGCCCAGCCAGGCUACCCCAUCAAAAUCACCUUCGACAGAUUUAAAACCGAGGUCAACUACGACACUCUGGAAGUGCGCGAUGGACGGACAUACUCGGCACCCUUGAUUGGGGUUUACCAUGGGACCCAAGUCCCCCAGUUCCUCAUCAGCACCAGCAACUACCUCUAUCUCCUCUUCUCCACUGACAAGAGUCACUCGGACAUCGGCUUCCAGCUCCGCUAUGAGACUAUAACUCUGCAGUCAGACCACUGUCUGGACCCAGGAAUCCCCGUAAAUGGGCAACGUCACGGGAAUGACUUCUAUGUGGGAGCUCUGGUGACCUUCAGCUGCGACUCGGGCUACACAUUAAGUGACGGGGAGCCCCUGGAGUGUGAGCCCAACUUCCAGUGGAGCCGGGCCCUGCCCAGCUGUGAAGCACUCUGCGGUGGCUUCAUUCAAGGCUCCAGUGGGACCAUCUUGUCACCAGGGUUUCCUGACUUCUACCCCAACAACUUGAACUGCACCUGGAUUAUCGAAACAUCGCAUGGCAAGGGUGUGUUCUUUACUUUCCACACCUUCCACCUGGAGAGUGGCCAUGACUACCUCCUCAUCACGGAGAAUGGCAGCUUCACCCAGCCCCUGAGGCAGCUGACCGGCUCGCGGUUGCCAGCCCCCAUCAGCGCUGGGCUCUAUGGCAACUUCACCGCCCAGGUCCGCUUCAUUUCUGACUUCUCCAUGUCCUAUGAAGGAUUCAACAUCACCUUCUCAGAAUAUGACUUGGAGCCCUGUGAGGAGCCCGAGGUCCCCGCCUACAGCAUCCGGAAGGGCUUGCAGUUUGGCGUAGGCGACACCUUGACCUUCUCCUGCUUCCCCGGGUACCGUCUGGAGGGCACAGCCCGUAUCACGUGCCUGGGGGGCAGACGGCGCCUGUGGAGUUCGCCUCUGCCAAGGUGUGUUGCCGAGUGUGGGAAUUCAGUCACGGGCACUCAGGGCACUUUGCUGUCUCCCAACUUUCCUGUGAACUACAGUAACAACCACGAGUGCAUCUACUCCAUCCAGACCCAGCCGGGAAAGGGCAUUCAGCUGAAAGCCAGGGCAUUCGAGCUCUCUGAAGGAGAUAUCCUCAAGGUCUAUGAUGGCAACAACAACUCGGCCCGCUUACUGGGGGUGUUCAGCCGCUCUGAGAUGCUGGGGGUGACCUUGAACAGCACGUCCAGCAGUUUGUGGCUUGAUUUCAUCACUGACGCCGAAAACACCAGCAAGGGCUUUGAGCUGCAUUUUUCCAGUUUUGAACUCAUCAAAUGUGAGGACCCAGGAACUCCCCAGUUUGGCUAUAAGGUUCAUGACGGAGGCCAUUUUGCAGGGAGCUCUGUGUCCUUCAGCUGUGACCCUGGAUACAGCCUGCGGGGCAGUGAGGAACUGCUGUGUCUGAGCGGAGAACGCAGAACCUGGGACCGGCCUCUCCCCACCUGUGUCGCUGAGUGUGGAGGGACAGUGAAAGGAGAGGUGUCGGGGCAGGUGCUAUCACCUGGGUAUCCAGCUCCUUACGAACACAAUCUCAACUGCAUCUGGACCAUCGAGGCUGACGCCGGCUGCACCAUUGGGCUCCACUUCCUGGUGUUUGACACAGAGGAGGUCCAUGACGUGCUGCGCAUCUGGGAUGGGCCCGUGGAGAGUGGGGUUCUGCUGAAGGAACUCAGCGGCCCGGUGCUGCCCAAGGACCUGCACAGCACCUUCAACUCGGUCAUUCUGCAGUUCAGCACCGACUUCUUCACCAGCAAGCAGGGGUUUGCCGUUCAGUUCUCAGUAUCCACAGCAACAUCAUGCAAUGACCCAGGGGUCCCACAGAAUGGGAGCCGGAGUGGCAACAGUUGGGAAGCUGGUGACUCUACGGUGUUCCAGUGUGACCCUGGCUAUGCCCUGCAGGGGAGCGCAGAGAUCAGCUGUGUGAAGAUUGAGAAUAGAUUCUUCUGGCAGCCCAGCCCACCAACGUGCAUCGCGCCUUGUGGGGGAGACCUGACGGGACCAUCGGGGGUCAUCCUGUCUCCAAAUUACCCCGAACCCUACCCACCGGGCAAGGAGUGUGACUGGAAAGUGACCGUCUCGCCGGACUACGUCAUCGCCCUGGUAUUUAACAUCUUUAACUUGGAGCCCGGCUACGACUUCCUUCAUAUCUACGACGGACGAGACUCUCUCAGCCCUCUCAUAGGAAGCUUCUACGGCUCCCAGCUGCCAGGCCGCAUCGAGAGCAGCAGCAACAGCCUCUUCCUCGCCUUCCGCAGCGACGCCUCAGUGAGCAAUGCUGGCUUCGUCAUCGACUACACAGAAAACCCACGAGAGUCAUGUUUCGAUCCUGGUUCGAUCAAAAAUGGCACACGAGUGGGAUCUGACCUGAAGCUGGGCUCCUCCAUCACCUACUACUGCCAUGGGGGCUAUGAAAUUGAGGGCUUCUCGACCCUGAGCUGCAUCCUGGGGCCCGAUGGGAAGCCUGUGUGGAACAAUCCCCGGCCAGCGUGCACAGCCCCCUGUGGGGGACAGUAUGUGGGUUCAGACGGAGUGGUCUUGUCCCCGAACUACCCCCAGAACUACAGCAGUGGACAGAUCUGUCUGUAUUUUGUCACCGUGCCCAAGGAUUAUGUUGUGUUUGGACAGUUCGCCUUCUUCCACACAGCCCUCAACGACGUCGUGGAGGUGCACGAUGGUCACAGCCAGCACUCCCGUCUCCUCAGCUCCCUGUCCGGCACCCACACAGGAGAAUCGUUGCCCUUGGCCACCUCUAAUCAAGUUCUCAUUAAGUUCAGUGCCAAAGGCCAGGCGCCAGCCAAAGGCUUCCACUUUGUCUACCAAGCGGUGCCUCGAACCAGCGCCACGCAGUGCAGCUCCGUGCCGGAACCGCGCUAUGGCAAGAGGCUGGGCAGUGACUUCUCUGUGGGAGCCAUCGUCCGCUUCGAAUGCAACUCCGGCUAUGCCCUGCAGGGGUCCCCAGAAAUCGAGUGCCUCCCUGUUCCCGGGGCCUUGGCCCAGUGGAAUGUCUCAGCACCAACAUGUGUGGUGCCGUGCGGGGGCAACCUCACGGAGCGCAGGGGCACCAUCUUGUCCCCUGGCUUCCCUGAGCCCUACCUCAACAGCCUCAACUGCGUGUGGAAGAUCAUGGUCCCUGAAGGUGCUGGCAUCCAGAUUCAAGUCAUCAGUUUCGUCACAGAGCAGAACUGGGACUCCCUGGAAGUGUUUGACGGCGCAGACAACACUGUGACCAUGCUGGGAAGUUUCUCAGGAACAACUGUGCCCGCCCUUCUGAACAGCACCUCCAACCAGCUCUACCUUCAUUUCUACUCAGAUAUCAGCGUGUCGGCAGCUGGCUUCCACUUGGAGUACAAAACUGUGGGCCUGAGCAGUUGUCCAGAACCUGCCGUGCCGAGUAAUGGGGUGAAGACUGGCGAGCGCUACUUGGUGAAUGACGUGGUCUCUUUCCAGUGCGAGCCUGGAUACGCCCUCCAGGGCCACGCCCACAUCUCCUGCAUGCCCGGGACCGUGCGGCGCUGGAACUACCCGCCUCCGCUCUGUAUCGCACAGUGUGGGGGAGCAGUGGAAGAGAUGGAGGGGGUGAUCCUGAGCCCUGGCUUCCCAGGCAACUACCCCAGCAACAUGGACUGCUCCUGGAAAAUCGCACUGCCCGUAGGCUUCGGAGCUCACAUCCAGUUCCUGAACUUCUCCACCGAGCCCAACCACGACUUCAUUGAAAUCCGGAACGGCCCCUACGAGACCAGCCGCAUGAUGGGCAGAUUCAGUGGAAGUGAGCUUCCAAGCACCCUGCUCUCCACGGCCCACGAGACCACUGUGUAUUUCCACAGUGACCACUCCCAGAACCGGCCAGGAUUCAAGCUGGAGUAUCAAGCCUAUGAACUUCAAGAGUGCCCAGACCCAGAGCCCUUUGCCAAUGGCAUUGUGAGGGGAGCUGGCUACAAUGUUGGACAAUCAGUGACUUUCGAGUGCCUCCCAGGAUAUCAACUAAUGGGCCACCCUGUCCUCACAUGUCAACAUGGCACCAACCGGAACUGGGACCACCCCCUGCCCAAGUGUGAAGUCCCCUGCGGUGGGAAUAUCACCUCAUCCAAUGGCACAGUGUACUCCCCUGGCUUCCCCAGUCCAUACUCCAGUUCCCAGGACUGUGUCUGGCUGAUCACCGUGCCCAUUGGUCAUGGCAUCCGCCUCAACCUCAGCCUGCUGCAGACAGAGCCCUCCGGAGACUUCAUCACCGUCUGGGAUGGGCCACAGCCGUCAGUUCCACGACUCUGGGUUUUCACCAGGAGUUUGGCCAAGAAAAUAGUGCAUAGCUCAACCAACCAGGUCCUGCUCAAGUUUCACCGUGAUGCAGCCACAGGUGGGAUCUUCGCCAUAGCCUUCUCUGCUUAUCCACUCACCAAAUGCCCUCCUCCCACCAUCCUCCCCAAUGCUGAAGUUGUCACAGAGAAUGAAGAAUUCAACAUAGGUGACAUCGUACGCUACAGAUGCCUUCCUGGCUUUACCUUGGUAGGAAAUGAAAUCCUGACCUGCAAACUCGGAACCUACCUGCAGUUUGAAGGCCCACCCCCGAUAUGUGAAGUACACUGCCCAACGAAUGAGCUUCUGACAGACUCCACAGGUGUUAUCUUGAGUCAGAGCUACCCUGGAAGCUAUCCCCAAUUCCAGACCUGCUCUUGGCUGGUGAGAGUGGAACCCGAAUAUAACAUCUCCCUCACAGUGGAGUACUUCCUCAGUGAGAAGCAGUAUGAUGAGUUUGAGAUCUUUGAUGGUCCCUCAGGACAGAGUCCUCUGCUGAAAGCCCUCAGUGGGAAUUACUCAGCCCCUCUGGUUGUCACCAGCACAAGCAACUCCGUGUACCUGCGCUGGUCAUCUGACCACGCCUACAAUCGGAAGGGCUUUAAGAUCCGGUAUUCAGCUUCCUACUGCAGCCUGCCCAGGGCUCCACUCCAUGGCUUCCUUCUGGGCCAGACCAGCACCCAGCCCGGAGGCUCCGUCCACUUUGGCUGCAACGCUGGCUACCGCUUGGUGGGGCACAGUAUGGCCAUUUGUACCCGGCACCCCCAGGGCUACUACCUGUGGAGCGAGGCCAUUCCUCUCUGUCAAGCUCUUUCCUGUGGGCUUCCUGAGGCUCCUAAGAAUGGAAUGGUUUUUGGUAAAGAGUACACAGUGGGGACCAAGGCUGUGUACAGCUGCAGCGAAGGCUACCACCUCCAGGCAGGUGCUGAGGCCACAGCAGAGUGUCUGGAGACAGGCCUGUGGAGCAACCGCAACACCCCACCUCAGUGUGUCCCCGUGACCUGUCCCGAUGUCAGCAGCAUUGGCGUGGAACACGGCCGCUGGAGGCUCACCUUUGAGACACAGUACCAGUUUCAGGCCGAGCUGAUGCUCAUCUGCGACCCUGGCUACUACUACACUGGCCAGAGGGUUAUCCGCUGUCAAGCCAAUGGCAAAUGGAGUCUUGGGAACUCUAUGCCCACCUGCCAAAUCAUCUCCUGUGGAGAGCUCCCCAUCCCACCCAAUGGGCACCGCAUCGGAACGUUGUCCGUGUACGGGGCAACGGCCAUCUUCUCCUGCAAUUCUGGAUACACACUCGUGGGCUCCAGGGUGCGGGAGUGCAUGGCCAAUGGGCUCUGGAGUGGCUCUGAAGUCCGCUGCCUCGCCGGACACUGCGGGACUCCUGAGCCUAUCGUAAAUGGACUCAUCAACGGGGAGAACUACAACUACCGGGGCAGUGUGGUGUACCAGUGCAAUGCCGGCUUCCGGCUCAUCGGCAUGUCUGUGCGCAUCUGCCAGCAGGAUCACCACUGGUCGGGAAAGACCCCUUUCUGUGUGCCAAUUACCUGUGGACACCCAGGCAACCCAAUCAACGGCCUCACUCAGGGCAACCAGUUUAAUCUCAACGAUGUGGUCAAGUUUGUUUGCAACCCUGGCUAUGUGUCUGAGGGGGCUCCUAGGUCCCAGUGCCUGGCCAGUGGGCAGUGGAGCGACAUACUGCCCACAUGCAGAAUCAUCAACUGCACAGAUCCUGGGCACCAAGAAAACAGCGUUCGUCAAGUCCACGCCAGCGGCCCACACGGUUUCAGUUACGGCACCACUGUGUCUUACCAGUGCAACCAUGGCUUCUACCUCCUGGGCACCCCAGUGCUCAGCUGCCAGGGAGAUGGCACGUGGGACCGUCCCCGCCCCCAGUGUCUCUUAGUACAGGGGCCCAACUGCCUCCCCUUAACAAUGGCCCACUAUCUUUCUCUGUCGGUCUGCUACUCUCUUCCUUCCAUGCUGAAAACAAUGGGGUGUGUUUGGUUCUGGUCCAUAGGAACCAGCAUGGGAAUUUGUGGUGACCCUGGGACCCCAGCCCAUGGCAUCCGUUUGGGCGAUAGCUUUGCCCUGGGAAGUCUGAUGCGCUUCAGCUGUGAAGCUGGCCACGCCCUCCGGGGGUCAUCAGAGCGGACCUGUCAGGCCAACGGCUCAUGGAGCGGCACACAGCCUGAGUGUGGAGUGAUCUCUUGUGGGAACCCUGGAACUCCAAGCAAUGCCCGAGUCAUGUUCAGUGAUGGCCUGGUUUUCUCCAGCUCUAUCGUCUACGAAUGUCGGGAAGGCUACUACGCCACAGGACUGCUCAGCCGACACUGCUCGGUCAAUGGCACCUGGACAGGCAGUGACCCAGAGUGCAUAGUCAUAAGCUGUGGCGACCCUGGGAUUCCAGCCAAUGGCCUCCGGCUGGGCAAUGACUUCAAGUACAACAAGACUGUGACAUACCAGUGCGUCCCUGGCUACAUGAUGGAGUCACAUAGGGUAUCUGUGCUGAGCUGCACCAAGGACCGGACAUGGAAUGGUACCAAGCCAGUCUGCAAAGCUAUCAUGUGCAAGCCACCUCAGCUCAUCCCCAACGGGAAAGUGGUGGGGUCCGACUUCAUGUGGGGCUCAAGUGUGACGUAUGCCUGCCUAGAGGGGUACCAGCUCUCCCUACCUGCGGUGCUCACCUGUGAGGGGAAUGGAUCCUGGACUGGAGAGCUGCCUCAGUGUUUCCCUGUGUUCUGCGGAGAUCCUGGCGUCCCGCCCCGUGGGAAGAGAGAGGACCGAGGCUUCUCCUACAGGUCAUCUGUCUCCUUCUCCUGCCAGCCCCCCCUGGUGCUGGUGGGCUCCCCACGGCGGUUCUGCCAGUCAGAUGGGACGUGGAGUGGCACCCAGCCCAGCUGCAUAGACCCGACGCUGACCAUGUGUGCAGACCCCGGCCUGCCGCAGUUCGGGAUCCAGAACAAUUCCCAGGGCUACCAGGUUGGAAGCACAGUGCUCUUCCGCUGUCAAAAAGGUUACCUGCUUCAGGGCUCCACCACCAGGACCUGCCUCCCCAACCUGACCUGGAGCGGAACCCCACCCGACUGUGUCCCCCACCACUGCAAACAGCCAGAGACGCCAACGCAUGCCAACAUCGGGGCCCUGGACUUGCCCUCCAUGGGCUACACACUUAUCUACUCCUGCCAGGAGGGCUUCUCCCUCAAGGGUGGCUCCGAGCAUCGCACCUGCAAAGCAGAUGGCAGCUGGACGGGCAAACCACCCAUCUGCCUGGAGGUCCGGCCCAGUGGAAGACCCAUCAACACUGCCCGGGAGCCACCACUCACCCAAGCCUCAGUUCCUGGAGAUGUUUUUGCCAAGAAUUCCCUAUGGAAAGGGGCCUAUGAGUACCAGGGGAAGAAGCAGCCAGCCAUGCUCAGAGUGACUGGCUUCCAGGUUGUCAACAGCAAGGUCAAUGCCACCAUGAUUGACCAUAGUGGCGUGGAGUUGCACUUGGCUGGAAUUUACAAGAAAGAAGAUUUCCAUCUCCUGCUCCAGGUUUAUCAGAUCACAGGGCCUGUGGAGGUCUUCGUGAAUAAGUUCAAAGACGAUCACUGGGCUUUAGAUGGACAUGUCUCCUCGGAGUCCUCCGGAGGCACCUUCAUCUACCAAGGCUCCGUCAAGGGCCACGGCUUUGGGCAGUUCGGCUUUCAAAGACUUGACCUCAGGCUGCUGGAGUCAGACCCCGAGUCCAUUGGCCGCCACUUCGCUUCCAACAGCAGCUCGGUGGCAGCCGCAAUCCUGGUGCCUUUCAUCGCCCUCAUCAUCGCAGGCUUUGUGCUCUAUCUCUACAAGCACAGGAGAAGACCCAAAGUUCCAUUCAAUGGUUACGCUGGCCACGAGAACACAAACGUUCGGGCCACAUUCGAGAACCCAAUGUACGACCGCAACAUCCAGCCCACAGACAUCAUGGCCACCGAGGCAGAGUUCACAGUCAGCACGGUGUGUACAGCGGUAUAGCCACCAGGCCUGGCUGCCGCCACCACCGCCACCGAGAGCCCCGCCUCCAGCAGCCGUUCUCCAGGGGACAGGAAGUACGCUACCCUGAGCGCAGUGCCCAGUGCCCAUCUUCGUCUGUCCCUCUGCCCGUGUCUGCUACUGCUGGGACUUGGGCCCUCGCCCUGCCGCCAUCUGCACCCACCCACCUGGAGAGGACUCCCACUGUGCUCUGCCUUGGGGCAGUCAAGAAAGAGGGGCUGCAGACCGAGGAAGGAAGCUUAUGGAUUUAAAAUAACAGAGCACCUCGUGGAUGUGUGUGUGUGUCUAUGGGCCAGAGCGUGUAUGCCCAUGCGCACACACACAUACACACACACACACACACACACACACACCUCUUCUUCAUUCAAUUCUAAGGAAGAGACUAUAGAAGCUUAAAAAAAAGAAAUGGAUGUGAAAGAUGCCCUAUUCCCUGCUCCCCACAAACACAAAGAAGAGGUGAAGAGGAGGAGGCACCAACAGCACUGCAGCCAACACGCCCCACUCUGUUCUGUUUGUCAGGAUUCAGUGAAUGAUGCAUCUGAGGUGGUCAGUAUGCAGACACCAGCCCUCCGCAAAUGAAUGGUCCCAUCUGCAGAAUGACAGCAAAGAUUACCCAACGGCAGAAAAAUAUCUUCAGAAAUAGAUUGGAAACCAGUUUAUUUUUUUCCAACAUAAUUUUAUUGCAUUUUAAACCCAGUGAAUUAAAAAGUCAUUCUGGGCCUCAGGCAGCACCGGAAAAAAAGGACGGAUAAGAGGAGUUAAAGGCAGGAAUUUGGCCAGGAGCCCAAGGUCAAGUCUGUCAGUCAACUGACGAAAACGAGAAACAAGUCUGUGGGCCAGACAGGGCCACCAAGUCUGCAGGCAUCGGGAGGUGCUGGAAAGGAUAGGGGAACAAGUCUACCCCAGUGUCCAAAAAAUAAUGGCUGUAUAUAUCAAGUUUCUUUUUCUCUGUGCCUGACACUGUAGCUGUAUCAUUUCUAGACCUGCAGUACCCCAAAACAUAAGAAUUAUUAUUCCAAUUUUAUAGAUGAGAAAACAGAAGCCCAGAAAGGUGAAGAGAUGUAAGCCACAGUUAGUAAGUGUGGGGUCAGGAUGCAAACCCAGAUGGCUCUGACUCCAGAGUCCACUCCCUGGGUGCCAGAAACCCAGGUCUACAAGGGACACCAAAGCUGGAGAGCAGUAGGUGCAUCUCUACAGUAGAACUGUGGCCAGGGCUGGUGGGCCAAGCAGGGGAUACAUAUGUCCUCUCUGGGUUCUGUUCUUUCUACCUGGGGAAUAUCAGGGCAAGGACCCAGUACCUGGCUCCUGGAGCUGGUGCUGGCCCCUUGGGUCCCAACAGCCCCUCGCCACAGCAGACAAAGGACCUGGGAGCUCCUGGAUCAAAAAAAGGGAGUGGAUGAAAGUCACAUUCUCUCCAGCUCCCUGCAAGUGGAUUUAUUUUGAGUUUCAUUAUGCUUGGGUCGUUAAUGAAUUCUACAUAAGUAUUGUGGGAAGCUAACAAGUUUAAGAAUUAAGCUAUGACAUUUAGAACCCCUUUCUCUAUCCUUGGGAAGGUCCCCAUGGGCUUAAGCACAUGUACAUGUAUGACAUGCUGGCCUCUGAUGUUCAUAUCACAUGUUGAAAUGACAAAUAGAAAUGCAUGGGCCUUAAAUGGCAGGGACACCUGGUUCUUAGGCAAAUUCUGGCUUGGAACAAUGCCGUGGGGACUGGCAAAGACAGGGACCUAGCACAGCCCAUCACUGCUCUGGGUCACAGCAUCCCUGGAAACAAAUGCAGGGAGCUCUCUGGCUGCUCCCAUCCCCCUUCUUAUAAUCCUCUCAAACCAACCAGUGGACUCCUUCUCCAGCCCUGCCUCUGCCCAUCUCCUGUGUCCCCUUGUGAAGUCCCAGGAGACGCCCCAGGAGCACAUGCUGGUGCAGCACCCAGCACUCUGCCGUGCGUCGUCCUUCCCACCUCUGGCAUUUUUCUCUCCACCUCCAGAGGUUUGGAAGGGACCAGGGCAGACUGGGCCCUUCACCCACCAUUCAUACCACAUACCCAUCACCAUCCCAUAAGGGGAAAAAAAAAGUAAAAAACAAAAAAAUCUUUUGUACAGAGAUAUAUUUUUAUUAUACAAAGUUUGUACAGUACCAAAAAGAAAGGAAAAAAAAAGGUGUAAAUUUUUUUUCAUUAUCGUAGGUAAACGGUAGUGGAAGCCUUUUUUGUAAAUGUAAUAAAAUGUAUAAAUAUGGUUUUCAGAAGACAUCAAGUGCUGUAAAUAUGUAAUCUACACAUCUUCUUGGCUUGUCUGCAGUAUAUACAUUUAAUUUAUCUGUCUCUGUAUAUGAGGCUUCCCCCUGGGGUCCUGCAUUAUGGUACUUUCCUGAAUUUGAGAGCAAUUUUAAAUUUUUUGAAUUCAAAUAAAAUAUAAAUUUUUGCA
Pteropus alecto (black flying fox) is the source of this 13319-nucleotide messenger RNA. RefSeq names its product CUB and Sushi multiple domains 2 (gene CSMD2). Bases 113 to 10882 code for a protein of 3589 amino acids. NCBI's taxonomy places the organism in Eukaryota, Metazoa, Chordata, Mammalia, Chiroptera, Pteropodidae. The transcript has 75 exons. The record is from RefSeq and is a predicted model, not a curated record.